Molecule: messenger RNA, 7705 nt
Organism: Clarias gariepinus (North African catfish)
Lineage: Eukaryota; Metazoa; Chordata; Actinopteri; Siluriformes; Clariidae
Gene: kif13bb
Product: kinesin family member 13Bb
Exons: 41
Coding region: 617-6388 (1923 amino acids)
Biological process (GO): microtubule-based movement; regulation of protein localization
Cellular component (GO): adherens junction
Molecular function (GO): microtubule binding; microtubule motor activity; cell adhesion molecule binding
Source: RefSeq, a predicted model, not a curated record
CUUUAUUUAUAGGAAUGAAAAUGAAAGUCGGUAGAGUGAUUAAAAGAAAGGGAAAUAUUUUCUAUUUCAAAAACAAAUAACAAAUAAUGAAGUAUUGUCAUGCAUUAUAAAAAAAAGCAUGGUAUCUGAUGUAUAAUUUGACAUCCUUGAGCUAUACAUGUACAUGGAAUGUGAGAUGAGGUGAGGUGAGCAUGGGCUGGAGCAGGGAGAGGAUCAAGCCACUCGCACCUGUUUGCCGGAUUCCGGAUUUUCCAGGUUAAAACGUAAAAUGGCGACAAACCGGAAAUGAAACAGGUGGACAUUCUUAACUGUUACAUUGUGGUUCUUUUUUUUUGUUGCAAGUGUGAUACGAGUGGACUUUUAUCUUCUUUGUCCUGGCUGGAUAAAAGGCAGAGCGCGCGCUGUGGUUCCAAUUCACUCCGAGCUGCGGCUGUUUUGAUCAGCUUUUACUCUCCUGUGCAGGAAUGAGAAACUCGCCAUGAACAAGCCAGGCGACUUUCUCCACCUCACGCUUUAGAUUGAAAACCAAACCCCACAUAGAUGUUUUAAAGGGCGUUCCAGCCUUGACAAACUGCAUCCAUACCAUCUCUUGUUCAUGAGGCUGUGACCUGGGACUAUGGAGGGCCCCCCUGCAUGCGAGUCCAACGUGACGGUGGCUGUUCGGGUCCGACCGCUCAACCGGAGAGAGAGGGAUUUAAAAACAAAAUGUGUGGUGGAGAUGGAGGGAAAUCAGACCGUGCUGCACCCAGCAGGCAGCAACCUUGGAAAAGGGGACAGCAGGAAUCAGUCCAAGGUCUUUGCAUAUGAUUACUGCUUCUGGUCAAUGGAUGAAACGCAGUCUGACAAGUUUGCAGGUCAGGACAUUGUGUUUCAGUGUUUGGGGGGGAAUCUGUUGAAUAAUGCAUUUCAAGGAUACAACGCCUGCAUAUUCGCUUACGGCCAAACAGGUUCGGGGAAGUCGUACACCAUGAUGGGUUCAGCGGAACAGCCCGGCCUUAUCCCUCGCCUGUGCAGCUCUCUGUUUGAGCGCACCAUCCUUGAGCAGAGAGAAGGAGAGAGCUUCACCGUCGAGGUUUCCUACAUGGAGAUCUACAAUGAGAAAGUCCGAGACCUGCUCGAUCCCAAAGGGACUUCUCAAGUGUUGCGAGUGAGGGAGCACAAAGUUUUGGGUCCUUACGUCGAUGGUCUUUCCCGUCUGGCUGUAACCAGCUAUAAGGACAUCGACUCUCUGAUGUCAGAAGGGAACAAGUCGCGCACAGUCGCCGCCACCAACAUGAACGAGGAGAGCAGCCGCUCACACGCUGUCUUCAACCUCAUCCUCACACACACGAUGCGAGACCUGCAGUCCGGAACGAGUGGAGAGAAGGUGAGCAAGCUGAGUCUGGUGGAUCUGGCCGGCAGCGAGCGAGCGACGAAAACUGGAGCUACGGGAGAUCGACUCAAAGAGGGCAGCAACAUCAACAAAUCUCUCACCACUCUGGGCCUGGUGAUCUCAGCGCUGGCUGAUCAAGGAGCUGGAAAAUGCAGGAAUAAAUUUGUGCCCUACAGAGACUCUGUACUGACAUGGCUACUGAAGGAUAGCCUGGGAGGAAACAGUCGUACAGCCAUGAUCGCAACUGUGAGUCCGGCUGCCGAUAACUAUGAAGAGACGCUGUCCACGCUGCGCUACGCAGAUCGGGCCAAGAGCAUCGUUAACCACGCCGUGAUCAACGAGGACCCCAAUGCCAGGAUCAUCCGUGAGCUCAGGGAGGAAGUGGAGAAGCUCAGAGAGCAGCUCACCCAGGCUGAGUCAAUGAAAGCGCAGGAGCUAAAGGAGAGGCUGGAGGAAUCGGAGAAGUUAAUCCGGGAAAGGACGAUCUCAUGGGAGGAAAAGCUGAGGAAGACUGAGGAAAUUGCACAGGAGAGGCAACGGCAGCUGGAGAGUUUAGGAAUCUCCCUCCAGUGUUCAGGAAUCAGGAUGGUGGAAGAUAAGUCAUUUCUGGUCAACCUCAAUGCAGACCCUGCCCUCAAUGAGCUCCUCGUCUACUAUUUAAAGGAUCACACACUGAUAGGCUCGGCUGACUCACAAGAUAUCCAGCUGUGCGGCAUGGCCAUUCGACCAGAGCACUGUGUGAUUGACAUGACACCCGAUUCAGGGGUGAUGAUCACACCAAAAAGGAAUGCACGUACCUGUGUGAACGGCUCUUCAAUCUCGGCCCCGGUCCAGCUGCACCAUGGCGAUCGCAUCCUCUGGGGAAACAACCACUUUUUCAGGAUAAGCUUGCCGAAGCCUCGUUCUCGUGCUGGGGUCGAAGAAGGAGGAGUGAAGAAGGCUCGGAGUGUGGAGCAGCUGGACGUGGAUCAGGACCGACUGAGUCAGGGUUCGAGCGAGGCCAGCUUCAAUUACGAAUAUGCGCAGGCUGAGGUCAUGAUGAAGGGUCUGGGUACUGAUGACCCGAUGCAGUCCGUCCUUCAGGCUCUGGAGCGCAGGCAUGAGGAGGAGAAGCGCUCAGCUCUAGAGCGCCAACGGCUCCUGUACGAGGAGGAGCUGCAGCAGCUGCGCAGACGCCUGAACCCUCAACAGAGAGGCAGCGAGGUUGGGAUUCCCUCCUCGUCCACGUCGUCGUCUCCGAAACUACAUAGCUAUCGAUGGCAUGGCAGUGAGGAGAGGGAGGCAGUGUUGGCGCGGAGUCUGCGGAAGCUCAGGGAGCAGAUCGUGAGAGUGAACCUGAUGGUGCAGGAAGCCGGCUUCAUCGCCGAGGAACUCAACAAGAAGACCGACUACAGCGUGACACUGCAGAUCCCUGCUGCCAAUCUUAAUGCCAACCGCAAGAGGGAUGCAGUACUGAGUGAGCCGGCAGUGGAAGUGAGACGGAAGGGCAAGGGGAAACAGAUCUGGGCGUUGGAGAAGAUGGAGAACAGAUUAGUGGACAUGAGGGAGCUCUACCAGGAGUGGAAGGAUUUCGAUGAAGACAAUCCUCUCAUGCGCUCGUACUUCAAGCGUGCCGACCCGUUCUUUGACGAACAGGAGAAUCACAGUCUGAUUGGUGUCGCUAACGUCUUCCUGUCCUGUCUCUUCUAUGAUGUUAAGCUGGCGUAUGCCGUUCCAAUCAUUAACCAGAAAGGAGAGGUCUCGGGUCGUCUGCAUGUAGAGGUACAAAGGCUGCACAGAACUUUGGAGACUUUGGAGGCAGGACAAGAGGAGGCUGAUGCCCAUGAACGCAAACUAGUCUGCAGGAUUAAGGUCACUCAGGCCACUGGGCUGCCACAGAAUCUCUCCAACUUUGUGUUUUGUCAGUAUGGUUUUUGGGACCAAGAUGAGCCGGUGUUCAUCGCACCCGAGGUCGGUCUGUCCACUCCGUCUACUCCGAAUAGCAAAGAGCCGCACUGCAGCGUGACCUUCGACAGCUGUAAGGACCUGGAAGUGACAGUGACUGAAGACCUAAUGGACUUCCUGGCCGAAGGUGCUGUAGCUAUAGAGGUUUACGGGCACAAAGUAGAAAACCCUCGGCGAAACCUAGCACUCUGGGACCUGGGGGUGAUUCAGGACAAGACUCGCUCACUCCGAGAGAAGUGGAGUGAGGUGUUGCGGAGGUUAGAGCUCUGGGUGCAGGUAUUAGAGCUGAACGAUGGAGGAGAGUUUGUCCCUGUGGAGGUGACGCCUGCCAAAGAGGUGCGCACAGGAGGAGUGUUUCGGCUCAGACAGGGCCAGUCACGGCGUAUUCAGGUGGAGGUGCGCUCCGUGCCCGAUUCUGGCACCAUGCCCCUGAUGGCCGAAUGUGUUCUCAGCGUGCAUGUAGGAAACAUUCAGGUGCAACCGACCUCACAGGUGAGGCACAGUGAGCUGGACAGCUAUCAGGAGAGGGAUUUGGAGAGACUGAAGGAACAGUGGCUCACCGCCCUCACUCAAAGACAAGAGAACCUGGACCAGCAGCUUCAGAAUCUCGUCAGUAAGCCUGAUAAAUCAGAAGAAGAUGUAGAGCGGGAGGCGCAGCUGUUGGAGUGUCGUCUCACCCUGACAGAGGAACGGAACGCUGUGUUACUGCCUCCUGCUGGCAGCGGUAUUCCUGGAGCUCCUGCUCACUGGAUUCCGGUACCAGGAAUGGAGACGCACAUCCCCGUCAUCUUCCUAAAUCUCACCGCUGACAAUUUCCAUGAUGGUCUCUCGACUCCGCUGGCCGCAGGCAUGGAUGCUCUCCUUAGCCGAGAGGAUGAAGACGAAGACGAUUUCUUUGAGCUGCAGAUUGUAAAGCACCACGACUCCAAGGUGAAAGCUGAGGCGUCAUGGGACUGCACAGUGCAUGAAUGUGUGGAGCUGAGUCGAGGUGGAGGGCCAGAGCAGAACGUGUAUCUGACCGUGCGCGUCGCCGUGCUCCUCAGCCACCCGGCACAGAUGCAGCUGAUUCUGCGCAAACGCAUCUGCGUUAAUCUCGCUGCUCGACAGGGAUUUGCUAAAAGUUUGCUGAAGAUGAUGUCUCAGCGCAGCAGCAUUCCUGGCAGCGGAGUCACCUUCGAGAUCGUCUCAAACAUCCCAGGGGAUGCUCAGGGCCCGGAGGACAGAGAGAUGUUGGCCAAACUUGCCACCAGUGCAGGGAAAAAAGCUGAGGACAGCGAGGCGGCGAUAGAGAAAUACCUGCACACAGUACUUGCUGUGGAGAACACCCUCACACUGGACCGCCUCAGACAGGAGGUGGUGGUGAAAGAGCAGCUCGCCAACAAAGGGAAGAGUCCGGGACGCUGUCUCAGCUCACCCAAUGUCCACAGGACUGCUUGGGAGAGACACCAGGAUAUUUCUGUGUCACAUUCAUCACUGAAAAAUGCAUCAUCUCAUUCAGAACUGCCCCAACACCCAGAGCCAGGACUUUCGGGCAUGGCUGCUGCUUAUUUCUCCCCAGUUAAAGCGCUAAUGAGUCCAAUGCCUAAGAUGCUGAAAUCCCUGCUCCCUAAACGAGAGGAGAAGAAAGACAAGAACAUUUCUUCACCCUCAGAGCCGCAGAAUGUUCCUCUCAUAGUAAUUCAGUGUGCAACCCCUCAAGAAGACCUCAGUGCUCCCAAACUGGAACAUGUAAAAGUCAAACCAAUACCACGACCAAAUACAGUGCCAUCUGUACCUGAAGCUUUAUCUUUCACUGUGGCCGACGUGCAUGCUUUACCAGUUUCACAAAUGACUGCAACAUCAGACGACAUUACAGAGAACACAAUGGAUGCCCAGACCACAGGCACAGUGAGCCAGACCCCAGACCGACCCGAGUUUAUAGAGAUUUUUCCUCUGGUUCAGUCUGAAAUUGAAGACUUGGCUCCCAGCCCAGUUAGCGAGGAAUCUAGCGGUUACAUCUCCACCAGCAUUUCUACUGCGACUUUAUCAGACACCUUAGUCUCAAGUACAGAUGUGAAUUUGGUGUCCGCUCCAGGAUCAGAUGCACAGGAAGCGCUCGAACCCUCACAUGAAAUAAAACCUGAAGAAGAGGAUGUCGCUAAAGGAGUGCAAUUUGAACCAGAGGAAAUGGCCGAACAUCCAAGGACGGAAGACGAAAGCCGAGAAAAUGCUACGGCUCCAGAUAGUCAAAAAAAACCUCACGUCUCUGAUGAAAAAUUUGAUCUGCUUUCAGAAAAAUCUGCUCUUCCAUCUUUCUCUCUUUCCAAGAACUUGGUUGAAAUUGAACCAUCUGUCGAGACCGAGGAGCCUGCGCUGCUUCCUGGAACUCAGCCAUGUCAUUCAGAGCUUACUUCUCUGAAAUCUCCAGCCUCAGCUCCUGAUCUUGAGAUCCAUCCCAAAACAGUACAAUCCUCAUCUGAAACAAAGAUUUCAGACCCUAUUGCUGUUCCCAAACCUCUGCCGGCACCAUCAGCCAAGCAAGAACAAGAUCUUUCUGUCUCGACAUCAACAACAAACCCAUUCAGAAUCCAGAAGGUAAAGGCUUCGGGCCUGAAAUCGUUCAAAGGCAUCCUUCAGGAGGCAGAGGAAGCAUCGGAUAAAGAAUUUGUGGAUCCUCUGGAGAAACUGGAGAUCCUGUCUGAGGAAGAAGGCGGGCGUGAGGAAAUAGAUGUGCCAGACUGGCUAAAGGAGGAUGAAUACGUCACUGUAGGCAGCAACAAAAACGGCACGGUGCGAUACAUCGGACCAACGGAUUUUGCGGAAGGAAUCUGGGUUGGUGUGGAGCUCGAUGUGCCAGCAGGUAAGAACGAUGGUUCAGUUGGAGGUCGUCACUACUUCCACUGUAACCCAGGGUACGGGGUCCUGGUGAGGCCGGACCGAGUUUCCCGAGCUUCAGGAACGGCUAAGCGGCGCAGACAGAAACGAAGCUCGCAAAACCUGUCAGGGUCAAACCCUAACUUGGCAGCCCUGACCGCCCUUGCCAAAGGUGAUGGUGGGCGCAGAGGGGAGAACAGGAAGUCCUGGAACACUUGAUCGAAAAGUUUUAAAAAGCUGCAUGGUGCAGAAUGGCCUGACUAAUGAAAAAUUUGUGUCCCUCUGACUCACAAAGAGCUUAACAGUCAGUUCUGCUUUGUGCUGGAACACUUCAAGGUCAACAACAGCUUAUUUAAAAAAAAAAAAAAAAAAGAAAAGAAUGAGCAACACUUUUUUUUUUUUUUUUUUAAGGGCAAGAGCUCCUAAGUGAUUUGUGACUCAUACUCUCUAGCCAAGAAGUAUAGCUUUUGAAGAACUGAGCAGCAUUUGUCUUGCUCCUGACUUCCAGUGUAAUGGUUACCAGUAAUGGAAUUUGCACAUCCAUCAUGUUUUAACAUAUACACUGUUAGAGUUACAGCUUAGACUUCACCCUCAAGCAGGAUAUUUUACAAUCGGUUGUACGCAACAGUAUUUGUAAUGAGGUAGAUCUACAAUAAGUGCCUUAAAAUCAUCAAAAUCACUUUGGGGAAAAUCUUAUGGCCAGAUAUGUUACAUUCAAUUAGUCAGCCCAGUGUGCCUUAAAAUGCUUUGAAGGUUGUGUUUUAAAUGUUACAUGGACAGAAAAGUCUAAAAAGAGGAACAAAAGGUAGAGGUUUAAUUUGAUUUUAAAUGUUUUUUUUUUGUUUUGUUUUUUAACAUGUGUAUUGCUGGAGGGGACGAAUGCUUGGUGAAAUGUUUUUAAAUGUGAUGUUUUAUUCUAAUGUUUGAAGUAUUACUGCAUACAAUAUGGUUACAAUAUACACACUGAUUGAAUGGAAAUUCAAUUCAAUUCACACCUAAUUCCCCAAAACACUAUUGAUGUUUUUCACAUAAUUGAACAUAGAACUCUGCUUUCAGAUUGCAUAUGUACAGUAUAUGUCAGAUAGAUAAUUAUUAUUACUGCAUCUGUUUGGUUAAAAAUUAACUCGGGACACCUCAAUUUCCACUCAAGUACAGGUAGUCUCUGAAUUACGAACCAUUGAGUUACAAACUUCCAGAUAACUUUUGACCACGAAAAAAAAAAAGACUACAUUUCAUUGUGAGAUUUAUUUCCUUAGGUGCUGUUAUGGUUUUGGCCAGUGUUGGCAAAAGGGACAGAUUUAGUCAAGUGGAUUGGUAUGCCUUAUAUUUUAUAUUUGUGUCAAAUGCAGACAAGACUCACUUUGUCCAAAGUACGAACAAAUCAGACUUACGAACAUGCUCCUGAAACGGAACUUGUUCGUAAGUAGGGGACAACCUGUAUUACAUUUUUCAUGUUGGAGUGUGAUUUUAAAAUUAAACUGACAAGUGUAUUGUUUUAUGAUGGAAUAAUCAUAAAGAAACCAGCUGUAGAUAGAA